CUGCACUGAAAAGAAUGGGCCAGACUGAAAAUCAGAUCAUUUAGUUGGGUCUAAAUAACAAACCCAUUGAUUCAUUUAGGAUCCGAAAGCUUCAGUUCCAUUGCAGAUCUCAUCGGAUGUCGUUGAUUACUUAAGUUUAUUAAAUUCAGAUAUAGUAAAUCUUGUUGAUUUGCGGGUCUGCAAGAUAAAAGCUAACAGGGAAACCGAAAGUCUUUUUUAGGAAGAAAAAAUAAUCAUUUACUUUUCCAGCUAGGCUUACAAUUGAGGCCGCCGCGAUUUGCAGCGGGCGACACACCGCAAGGACCCUAAUUAAUCAGACAACACAAAAACCAGUAUCGAAGCUCGAGAUCAACUCUAAUGGACUCCCUGGCACCCUCCGGCGGCGGCAACGGCGUCGUUUCGACCACCGAAACAACAGCAGCAACAUCAUCACAAGAUCCUAAACAAAACCUAGAUGAAACCAUUAAUUCAAUUCAAAAAUCCCUGGGAUUGCUUCACCAGCUCUAUCUCACCGUCUCUUCUUUCAAUCUCGCUUCUCAACCACAUCUCCUUCAACGCCUGAACAACCUUGUGUUGGAACUUGAUAACAUGUCGAAAUUGUCGGAGAAGUGCAACAUUGAUGUGCCUGUGGAAGUGUUGAAUUUGAUUGAUGAUGGGAAGAAUCCGGAUGAGUUUACGAGGGAUGUGUUGAAUAAAUGUAUUGCCAAGAAUCAGAUUACCAAAGGCAAGGCUGAUGCGUUGAAGGGUUUGAGAAAGCAUCUUCUUGAAGAGCUUGACCAAUCAUUUCCUGAUGAAGUGGAAACUUAUCGAGAGAUACGUUCUGCAUCUGCUGCUGAAGCUAAACGUGUCGCCCAAGCGCAAAGUAUGUUACCAAAUGGGGAUGUUAAGGUUAAACCUGAGGUAUAGGAUACGGUCACCAAGAAUUCAGAUUAGUUAUGAAAGAAUUAGCAAUUAACCAUGUUUUUAAGUCAAGAUUGUUGAUACUAUUAGUAAUUAGUAUGUCUAUGUAAAUUGUGAAAGUUUUAAGCUUUACAGGAACCUACAGUUGCCUGUGGUACAGUAAAAAUUAAAAUUUCAUUAUGUUUUA
This is a messenger RNA of Daucus carota subsp. sativus, 1087 nucleotides long. Its product is annotated as mediator of RNA polymerase II transcription subunit 10b. Gene Ontology annotation, cellular component: mediator complex. The record is from RefSeq and is a predicted model, not a curated record. NCBI's taxonomy places the organism in Eukaryota, Viridiplantae, Streptophyta, Magnoliopsida, Apiales, Apiaceae. The transcript has 7 exons. The coding region runs from base 358 to 906 and encodes 182 amino acids. Gene Ontology annotation, biological process: positive regulation of transcription by RNA polymerase II. Gene Ontology annotation, molecular function: transcription coregulator activity.